AUGGCGCGUGCCUUCGCGCGCUCCAUCUCCUUCCCGCUCAGCCCGUCGACGUCUCCCAAAGCGCGCGCUCCGUCGUCGCCAUACCACGGGCGAUCCGUGAGCCUGCCGUGCCGCUCACACCCCAUCUUCGCUUAUCUCCACACCCACAUCCGCUCCGUGCGCGCCUGGGCGCAGCAGGGCCCACCAGGGCUGGCCGCCUCCGUGGCUGCGAGGCUGGCGCACGUCGACGCGCUCCACACCGUGCUCGGUGACCUGCUCGACCUGCCCGAGGCGCAGGCCGCGCUCUCCGGCGCCGGCGGCAGCAUCGACCGCCUCCUGGUCUCCUUUCUCCGCCUCACCGACGCGCACGGCUGCUUCCAGGAGGCCGUGGUCGCGCUCAAGCAGGACAUCGCUGAGGCGCUGGCGGCUGUUAACAAGAAGAAGACGCCGGCGCCGGGGUCGGGGUCGGAGGAGAUAGCCGUGGUCGCCGUGGCGAAAAGGCUGGAGGAGCUGGAGGAGUGCAUCGAGGAGCUAGAGGCCGGCAGCUAG
Molecule: messenger RNA, 528 nt
Organism: Triticum dicoccoides
Lineage: Eukaryota; Viridiplantae; Streptophyta; Magnoliopsida; Poales; Poaceae
Exons: 2
Coding region: 1-528 (175 amino acids)
Biological process (GO): shoot system development; root development
Source: RefSeq, a predicted model, not a curated record